This is a messenger RNA of Hippopotamus amphibius kiboko, 3693 nucleotides long. It is a transcript of the gene HSD11B1L, whose product is annotated as hydroxysteroid 11-beta dehydrogenase 1 like. Lineage: Eukaryota; Metazoa; Chordata; Mammalia; Artiodactyla; Hippopotamidae. Gene Ontology annotation, cellular component: intracellular membrane-bounded organelle. The record is from RefSeq and is a predicted model, not a curated record. Gene Ontology annotation, molecular function: oxidoreductase activity. The coding region runs from base 2077 to 3120 and encodes 347 amino acids. The transcript is spliced from 8 exons.
UCUCAGCACCGGGACAGCACAGAGGGUCGCAGUCCGACAGCAAAAACGACUCGGCCAAGCUUGGCGCUCAGGCCCCGGCCGCCGCAAAGCUGUCUGGGAAAAGUAGUCGGCAAGUCCCUCGAGGCGCCGAACGGCUCGCCUAGCCGCCAAGCCUCCUGGGAAAUGCAGUCGGGCGCGGCAGGGCCCUGGUGACGUGAGGGAAAGAGGAGCCUUGAGUGACGCCUGAGGCGGACCCACCCGCGCCCGCGCGGAGGGCUCAGGACUCAGGGCCCAGGCCUAGGAAGAUGGUGCCUGGAAGCCGGUUGUCAUGGCAACUUGGCGGAAAGGUGGGCUCGGAGUCACGUGACGCAGACCCUACGUGAGGGGACGCGGUCGGAGUCCGGCAGGCGCAGCCGUGAAGCGAGCGCUGAGGGGUACGCGCGUGGCUUCCAGGCCCGGACCUCAGCCCCGCUGGACGGUGGGAGAAACUGAGGCCUGAGUGAGUGAGCGCGCGGUUGGGAGCUUGCAGUGGGUCGCACGCCCCCUUUGUCCAGAGGGGAAACUGAGGCCCGGCGAGGUCGGGAGGUCAGUGGGUUCUGCGAGGAUCUGAUUUCCCCUUUCCUCCCCCGUCACAGCCUGGCUGUUUCAUCCAUCCAUUCAUCCAUCCGCCCACCCACCCAUCCAGAUUGCCAGCCAACCCUGUGGGGCUGCUGUGGUCAGGGCCGGGUUGAGGAGAGGGUUGAACCGAGGGACUAAAGGGCUUUCCCUGGAAAUGCGGCGAGGUGGGAGAGCGUUUCCUGCUGAGGGGAUGCUGGCCUGACAGGGUUAGGGCGAGGAGUUCACUUUUCUGAGAACUGAUAGAUUCAUGGAUCGGUAAUAAGGGAGAUGAGGAUGGGCAGAGGGCCAGGGCCAGACCUGCUGGGUCUCAUGGGCUGAGCUGAGGAGCUUGGUCUCCAUCUGGGGCAGUAGCGAGCCCUGGGAGGGUUGGAGCAGGAAGGGACAUGCCAGAUUUUAGACAAAGAUCCCUAUGGCCUUUUCUCUUUGCCCCAUGCAGUUCAGAGGAUAGAAAUCCCAAGAUGUGAUGGGCUUGUGCCCUUUUCAGGGAAUGACCCCCUGAACUCUAAUCACCUGGCCUGUUUCUCUCUUUCGCCUUCUCUCUGGGACAAGUAAAUGGGCUCCCACAGCUGAAGUCACAUCUUAACCCGGAUGACACAGGCACGUGUAUCUCUAAGCCACUCCUGAGUGGCCAGUACCUUCUGGGUGUCUCCAGACAGAGGUGUCCUUCUGAGCUCCCCCACCUCUCACAUCCCUCAUAUCACCCUGGGUCAGUCUAUUUAUUGAGAACCUACUGCACGCAUGUCUGGCAGUUUGGGGCACCAAAGAUCCAAAAGUGAGCAAAACAGAAGCAGGUUUCCAUUUCCUUCCUGCCCUCAUGCAACUGAGUCUAAAGGAGAGAGAGAUCCUGAACAGGCAGCAAGUCAUCAAGAUGACUUCAGGGGAUGACAAGUGCUGAGGAGGAGAAGAAAGUUCCACAGGUAAGGGAGAGAGGGGGACCAGGAACAGAGGUGCUUUAGAGGAGGAGGCCAGGGAAGCGCCCUCCAAGGAGGUGAUUUUUGCUGCCGAGACUUGAAAGAAAAGAACAAGCCAUUGGGUUGUAUUUGGGAAGAGCGUUCCUCACAGAGGGAACAGCCAGUGCAAAGGCCCUGAGGCAGGAUGGUGACUGGCUGGUUCCAAUGAACAGUGAAGAAGCUUGUGAGGCAAAGCAGAGUGAACAAGAAGUGCUGGUCCGAGCAGGGUCUUUUUGGUCACAAAAAGGGUCACUUUUUGUUCUAAGUGAAAUGGGCAGGGUUUUUCAGCAGGGGAAGGAGAUUCCUGCAGUGGUUCAGGUGAGCUAGAUGAUGACCUGGACCAGGUGGUGGUUAUGGAGAUGGAGAAGAGGGGGCAGGGCUUGGGGCAUUGCCACAUGCUCUUCAAAUAAAGACACAACAACAACAACAACAAAAAGAUGCAGUUGGGGAAAUGGGUGUGACUGGGGCUUGACUGUGGGCCAGGCCUGGGCAGGCCACCCUCUCUCCCACUGCAGACUGGGCAAGAGCCAUGAAGGUGCUGCUCCUCACGGGACUGGGAGCCCUGUUCUUUGCCUAUUACUGGGAUGACAACUUUGACCCAGCCAGCCUCCAGGGAGCCCGUGUGCUGCUGACGGGAGCCAGUGCAGGUGUCGGGGAGGAGCUGGCAUAUCACUACGCACGUCUGGGCUCCCACCUGGUGCUCACUGCCCACACCGAGGCUCUCCUGCAGAAGGUGGUAGGGAACUGCCGGAAGCUGGGCGCUCCCAAGGUCUUCUACAUCGCUGCGGACAUGGCCGCCCCUGAGGUGCCCGAGCGCGUGGUGCAGUUUGCGCUGGACAAGCUGGGAGGGCUGGACUACCUGGUGCUGAACCACCUCGGCGCCGCCCCAGCAGGCACACGGGCCCGCAGCGCCCAGGGGACACGCUGGCUCAUGCAGGCCCCGCCCUCUUGGCCUUGGCUCAUCCCCUGGCUGAUGCUCCGCCUCUGGAACUCCGCCCCAGUCCUCGAGCCCCGCCACUACCAACCAAGGCCCCGCCCCCAGGCUCUAGGCUCCGCCCCUGCCCCUUCUGGGCUGGGGUUCCUCCUCCGCCCGGUGACUCGCAGUCGCCACCUCCAGGUGAACUUCCUGAGUUACGUGCAACUGACUUCGUUGGCGCUGCCGAGUCUGACUGACAGCAAGGGCUCCCUGGUGGUGGUGUCCUCGUUGCUCGGCCGCGUGCCCACGUCCUUCUCCAGCCCCUACUCGGCGGCCAAGUUCGCGCUGGACAGCUUCUUCGGCUCUCUCCGGCGAGAGCUGGGCGUGCAGGACGUGAACGUGGCCAUCACCAUGUGUGUCCUGGGCCUCCGGGAUCGCGCCUCGGCCGCCGAGGGAGUCAGGGGCGUCACGAGGGCCAAGGCGGCCCCAGGGCCCAAGGCAGCACUGGCCGUGAUUCGUGGUGGCGCCACACGUGCCUCUGGCGUCUUCUACCCGUGGCGCUUCCAUCUGCUCUGCCUGCUUCGCGGCUGGAUGCCACACCCGAGGGCCUGGUUCAUCCGCCAGGAGCUCAACAUCACGACCCCCGCUGCUGCCUGAGCCCCUGGGCUUGAUGCCCCUUCAUCUUCCCAGAAGAAGACCCUCCAGCCAAGCGUCCUGAAGCCGGGGCACACACCGAGACAGCUCUGAGUGGGUGGCCAAGGGCCAAGAGAAAGUCAUCGAGAUAGAAGAGUAGACCCGAGAAAAAAAACUCACCAGCACCUGAAAACAGUCAGCACUCGGUGUGCCAGGCAUCUUGUCAGGGACUUGGAAGGCAGUUGCCUGUCGUCUCAGCUGUCACUGAUGAUUCGAUUGUCUCCCAUUUUGCAAGUAAACAAACUGAGGCUCAGAGAGGCGAUGUGACUUGUCCCAGGGCCCCAGCCACAUCAAACAGGUCACAACAUCACUGAGCCAUCCUCGGAACCUUCUUUAUCUGUGACCUGAAACCACCGGGCCUCUGAUGUGUUCUUUCCACUCACUCGGCCUUGGAGCAUUCCCCAACCCUUUCCACGAGCAAGGGAGCCCUCGAAGUUGUGAAGUCGAUGGUGGGGUCUGAGGAGGGGGAGGAGGAGAAGAACCUGUUCUGGGCCGGAUCCAGCCUCCCAUUUGAUAAUAAAAAUCCUUCUUCCUUUG